Messenger RNA from Pieris macdunnoughi, 1593 nucleotides. The record is from the annotation of a GenBank genome assembly. NCBI's taxonomy places the organism in Eukaryota, Metazoa, Arthropoda, Insecta, Lepidoptera, Pieridae.
AUGAAAAGCAAAACGUGUGAGGCCGCUUCGUGGCUAACUUGGUGCGUACCAUGCCCCGCUGCGGAUCCUUGCGCGCCCUCUGCCGGUAUAAAAUCAGGCUUGCGGGACGGGAGACCCAUAGAUGGAAAGCAGGAGCAGCCCUGUCCCUGCAGGACCUGCUGCUGUGGAAAACCACCUAUGGUGAAGCCAUGCUACAAACAACCGAAAAUACCUGAUUCCUAUGCACCCCGGCGAUGUUACAUGAAGCCGUCUGCGCGAAUCGAGUCGUGUACAACCUACAACAUGUCGUAUCUACCUGUUGACGGUUGUAAGAAUCUUCGGGGCGAAGCACGAAAGCCUGCGCCUAAUUUGGUGCCCAGCUGUGAGCCAAUGGAGUCUUGCACAGUCCAAAAGUUAUCCUUUCUGCCAAAUCCAGUGUGUGUGACGCAAGCAAUUCGUCCUUGUCACCAUGACAUGUGGGGACAAGGGCCGAUGCAAAACCUCACCACUCAGAGACAUGACUAUGUCGCUAAGCCCUGCGUACUUCGCGAAAGUUUCAAGCCGGAAGCGAAAUUCCACGCCGUCGAUACACCUUUUGAAAACCGCACAGUAAACAAGCUAUCGUAUCUGCCUCCGGAUAAGAUGGAGCCGGUAAAAUCGUAUGCGCCAGAGCGGUGUUAUGAAAAACCAGCCGCCAAAAUGGACUCUAGCACGACGCAUAAACUAAGCUAUAUGCCUAACCAAUUGUUGCCGAAAGAACCUUUGCCAUGGGCUUGUAAAGGACAGUAUCAGAAACCUUGUCAGAAGCUUGAAGAUAACACCACCUACAGUAUGAGUUUUUUAAACCCAGCUGCCGACUGCCGUCGUUGUCCAAUAUUACCUAAUAUCGGUAAUAACCCAGUGACCGCGUCGAAACGCUUUGAAACACAAACUAUUUACAAGAACAGUUAUCUCCCCGCCACAGCACCAAUACCUCAGCCUGUAAAACCUGUACCAAAUAUUAUGCCUUCAACGGCUGCGAUGGAAGGCGACACUGUUCAAAAACUAUCAUUUCUACCAAACCCGGUGUGUAUAACGCAAGCAAUCCGCCCUUGCCACCACGAUAUGUGGGGACAGGGACCGAUGCAGAAUCUCACGACUCAGAGACACGACUUUGUACCGAAGACUGCGCCAAUGAGAGAAUCAUUCAAACCAACAGCCAAGUUUCAUGCAGUGGAACAACCGUUUGAAAAUCGCACAGUUAACCGCAUGUCAUUCUUGGACCCCGGAAAAGUACCUCGACCAGAGUCGUAUGCUCCUAACCGAUGCUAUGAGAAACCUAGCGCCAAAAUGGACAGUGACACAACACAGAAGAUGUCCUACCAGCCUGUGUGUGUGCCAGCACCACAGCGGCCGCCCUGGGCUUGCAAAGGACAGUAUCAAAAACCGUGUCAAAAGUUGGAAGGAACAACAAUUUACCGUUCAUCGUUCCUCCCGCCCGGUGAAGACUGCACCGAGUACAUUGAUCCGUGUUCGUAUGGAGAUUGUAAACCUUGUGACUGCAUGUGCCCCGCGGAAUGCAUUGCGACAGACCCAUGCGCGUGCACAUUCCCAAAAGCCGAAUGCUGUAGGUAA